GCUGACAUGGCGGUCGGGAAGCUGACUUUCACCAAGACGGAGAGAGAGAAGCUCGCUGAGGUCCUCUGGCUGCUCAACUGGAUCUCCGUGCUGACGGGAGCCAUCCUGUUUGGUCUGGGCUUAUUCCUCAAAGUAGAGAUUCAGAAAUGGCAGGAAGUGAUGUCAGAGGGGAUCCUCUACGUGCCACAUAUGCUCAUCACCACGGGCCUGGCGGCGUGCUGCAUUAACUUCCUGGGUGGGAAGAUCUGCCUGGACUGCGCCGACACCAACAAGUUCCUGCGCUGGAAGCUGGUGAUGAUGCCGUACAUCAUCUGUACCUUCUGCUUCACCUCCUGCGUCCUGGGGGGGGCGCUCAUGUGCUACAGCAUCCGAGGCCAGCUGGAGGAUUCGCUGUCGCUGGGCCUGAGGAACGCCAUGAAGUACUACAAGGACACGGACACGCCGGGACGCUGCUACCUGAAGAAGACUCUGGACCUGCUGCAGAUCCAGUUCCAAUGCUGUGGGAACUCUGGGUACCGGGACUGGUUCCAGGUCCAGUGGAUCAGCAACCGCUACCUGGACAUGACCAGCAGCAGCGUGGUGGAUCGUCUGAGGAGUAACGUGGAGGGGAAGUACCUGAUGGAAGGCGUUCCCUUUAGCUGCUGCAGCACCUUGUCCCCUCGGCCCUGCAUCCAGCAGCACGUUGGCGACAGAUCACCUCAUUUCAACUACGACCAGCGGAGCCAGCAGCUAAACCUGUGGAGGAGGGGCUGCCGACAGGCCCUGAUGGACCACUACACCGGCAUUAUGCAGUCCAUCGGCCUCACCGUGCUGCUCAUCUGGCUGUUUGAGCUGCUGGUUCUCACAGGAGUACGUUACCUGCAGACGGCCAUGGAGAACGUUCUCCGGCUGGGCGAUCCGGACUCAGAGGUUGAUGGUUGGAUUCUGGAGAACAGCCUGGCAGAAACAGCCCGUUCCAACUUCAAAAUCAUCAAGAACAUGGGGAAGUGUUACCAGGUGGACAACGACCCAAACAUCAACAUCCCGACUGUCACCGCCGAGCAGGAGGUGCCGUCCCGGCAGGUCGGCAUCCCUUGUGACAAAGGGAGAGUUCAUGGUGCAUAUGGGCUGACGGGUCAGGGUGAGUAUCUGACGGAUCAGGGUGAGUAUCUGACGGGUCAGGGUGAGUAUCUGACGGGUCAGGGUGAGUAUCUGACGGGUCAGGGUGAGUAUCUGACAGGUCAGGGUGAGUAUCUGACGGGUCAGGGUGAGUAUCUGACGGGUCAGGGUGAGUAUCUGACGGGUCAGGGUGAGUAUCUGACGGGUCAGGGUGAGUAUCUGACGGGUCAGGGUGAGUAUCUGACGGGUCAGGGUGAGUAUCUGACGGGUCAGGGUGAGUAUCUGACGGGUCAGGGUGAGUAUCUGACGGGUCAGGGUGAGUAUCUGACGGGUCAGGGUGAGUAUCUGACGGAUCAGGGUGAGUAUCUGACGGGUCAGGGUGAGUAUCUGACGGGUCAGGGUGAGUAUCUGACGGAUCAGGGUGAGUAUCUGACGGGUCAGGGUGAGUAUCUGACGGGUCAGGGUGAGUAUCUGACGGGUCAGGGUGAGUAUCUGACGGGUCAGGGUGAGUAUCUGACGGGUCAGGGUGAGUAUCUGACGGGUCAGGGUGAGUAUCUGACGGGUCAGGGUGAGUAUCUGACGGGUCAGGGUGAGUAUCUGACGGGUCAGGUGUGGAGUGUUUUCCCAAACUGUCCUGGCGUGUCCGUCCAUCGUGGUGGAGCAGGUGGAGCAGGUGGAGCAGGUGGAGAGCUGCGCUGGCCUCCUGAUGAUGUCAGCAGUGACAUCAGAGAGGGCCACGCCCAGCCAAUCAGUGUGAAGGCCACUGUGAUCGUGGGAGGGGUGGGGUCAAACUCACCUGUAGCCCCACCUCCAGGCCAGGAGGCGGAGUCAGAUCAGGAAAAACUGAGCCAAUAA
Molecule: messenger RNA, 1953 nt
Organism: Anoplopoma fimbria (sablefish)
Lineage: Eukaryota; Metazoa; Chordata; Actinopteri; Perciformes; Anoplopomatidae
Product: photoreceptor outer segment membrane glycoprotein 2-like
Exons: 7
Coding region: 7-1953 (648 amino acids)
Biological process (GO): visual perception
Cellular component (GO): membrane
Source: RefSeq, a predicted model, not a curated record